Messenger RNA from Brenthis ino (lesser marbled fritillary), 1698 nucleotides. The record is from the annotation of a GenBank genome assembly. NCBI's taxonomy places the organism in Eukaryota, Metazoa, Arthropoda, Insecta, Lepidoptera, Nymphalidae.
AUGGCGUCAACUAGAAUUCCUGAAAUAGAAAACAAUAGAAAAGAAUGUGAAACCGAACGGUUACCUGCAGUAAAGCAACAGGAAAAACCUAAGGAAAACGAAAAAAUACAUGAUAAGUUAAAAAUAACGACUUUAGACAUGAAUUGCUAUAAAGUCAGACGAUCCUACCUCCAUUAUAGUAACUUCGGAUAUAAAGAAGAACUUUCUAGAAGGAUCCAUAUAAAGAAGGAAUAUGGUUUUUAUAACUACUGUUUUAUAAGUGUUUGCCUCAGUUUUAUACUAGGAUUAGUAAUAGGUGUUGCAAUCGUUGGAUCUCCACAAACAAGGAUGAUUUCUUCUAAUUUUAACCCUAGAAAAUUAGUAAGAAUCAAUUCAACUAGAAAUCUGAAUUCUAGAAGUUUAAAUUCUAUUAAGCUUUCUGAUAAAUUAGAUAAUGAUUUAGAAAAAGAUAUAGAUAGGUUUGCCACUGUAUCUUUCACUGGCGCUGUUGAUCAUAAAUACAAAAUGGACGUAUAUCCCAAAGGACUUACAGAAGACAUGAAAGAAAUAUUAAAAGAUAACAAAGUAACGCAUCAUAAACAUUUCAUAUCUAAUAUAACAUCAAAAUAUGUUCCAAACGACAAUACAGUUUUAUACGAAAAUAUUUUCUGGGGUCCAGAAGUAGAAAAUUCAAUGCCACAAGGUUACGGAGAGAAUUCAGCUGAAAUUUGGGAAAGUUAUGUUGAACAAAGUGAAGUAGUUAAAAUGGAACCAGGCUGCGGAAGAAUGCAGAACCGUCUUAUAACAUUUCAAGAUGGGAUUCAAGCAUGUGUUCGCUAUAGACAGAACACUGACCAAAUUCAAGGUGAAAUUUUUAGUUUUUACGUAGCCAGGUUAUUAAAUUUGACUAAUUUAGCACCAUCUGUGGUAAAAGUUGUGGAUUUAAAGGAUAAAUUAUGGCAAAGUGUUGCAAGUGAUAUAGCAACUGCACAAUGGAAUACAAAUCGAGCUGUAGUAUUAACUCAGUACAUACCCAGCUUAGAAUCUGCAACUAUACCAGAAAUAUUUAAGCCAUCAACCAGGCAUUUAAACAAACAGGACGUUUUUAAAAUUGCCUUAAAAGAAAACGCAACCAGUGACACGAGUAAGCAAAUAUUGAUAGACAAAAUUAGAAUGAAAAAUAUCAAAACGAAGAAAGACGUUGUAGAAGACUUCGAUCAUAUAGACGCUAAGCUAAAUAAGAAAACAAAUGAUUUGUUUGUAGAAUUGGCUCAAUGGUCCGAUCUCAUUAUUUUUGAUUAUUUAACAGCAAAUUUAGAUAGGAUUGUUAAUAAUUUGUUUAACUAUCAAUGGAACGUAAAUAUUAUGGAUGGACCAGCUCAUAAUUUAGCGAGAAAAAUGGACAGUGGCUUAUUAUUAUUUCUGGAUAAUGAAUCCGGUUUGCUCCACGGCUAUAGACUUUUGAAAAAAUAUAACGUCUACCACAGCUUGAUGUUGGACAAUUUGUGCGUUUUUAGAAAAAAAACUGUAGAUGCUUUGAAAAUGUUACACGAAAGUUCUGUUGGUACAAAAUUAAGUGAUAUAUUCCAUAAGAAAAAUAAUGCAGUAAUUAGAGACAUUUUACCUCCUUUGCCUGAGAAGAACGCAAAAGUGUUGCACGAAAGGAUUGGUAAAGUAUUAAGUCAAAUAGAAAAAUGUGAACAGAGCUUUUCAAUUAGA